UUCCUUGAUGUGGUUAAUCUUACCUGAAUAAAAUAACGUCCAAUUUCCUUUUUUCCUCCUUUGUUAAAUCCUCAAACAAAUAAUAUCCGAUGUUUUCAUAUUAGUAUUUCCCUAACACGUAAAUAAUGCUCCGCAAAGCUGAAUUUGUUUGUAUUGCUUUAUUAUUAACUUUCUUUUUAUUAAUCCUCACUUCUGCAUAUUAUUUUUUCCAUGUCAGCUACAACCUAGAAGGAAAUAAUGUCUCAAGGCAAAUUGUGCUCUGUAUCAUUUCCAAACACCCCGGGCACAUUAUAAGUAACCCAGUGCAUGUGUUUAGCAAGUCAGUUGCAUCAGAUCACGAAGGAACGUGUGCAGUUUUUCCAUGGGCAGGUUUGGCACAUAGAAAGAAUUGGCUGCGUAUGGUAUGUUCGUCAUCCUGUGACUGGUUUGUUUAUUUAUUUUGUGAUAAGUCCCAGAUCAAGAAGAUGAACACCGUCCUGGCUUGUUUAAUUGUGCUUCUGACUGCGUCGCAAACUCUGGCUGAAGAAAUGGAAUUCAAUGAAGACAGUUACUGGCCAUACAGUGACCAAAUUCAGGCAGAUUUUGUAGAAGGUCCAGUAUUUGAAAGGUAUCUGCUAAGGCCUGAAAGGAAACCUAAAUCUGAAGUAUUUUAUACAUCAAUGGGAAAGAGGAACAGUGAGAAAAGGGAAACCUCUUUAAAAAGGAAUAAAGUCUUCUUUGGACUGAUGAGCAAGAAAGGAUCAACUUCUGGGAAUGACUUCAUUGGUCUGAUGGGCAAGAGAACAUUAACUACUGGGAAAGACUUUGUUGGUCUGAUGGGCAAGAGAGCAUUAACUUCUGGAAAUAACUUCAAUGGCUUGAUGGGCAAGAGAGCAUUAACUUCUGCGAUGCAGCCUCCGGCCUCCCCUCGACCCACUCCAGUUCUCGGAAAGAGUCUGAAGAAAGAAUGAAUGAUUUGUACUUCAGCAGGAGACGUAAAUAACUGUAUUGCAACUACCUAUUUAUUUACUGUGUCUUAGAAAGUGCAACUUAGGUCCUUAAUGUAAUGACUCAUUUGUGUAAUAAAAUAGCAGUUGUAUGAAGAUUACAGAUUCAAUAAAUAAACUAUUUCUAC
Xenopus laevis (African clawed frog) is the source of this 1114-nucleotide messenger RNA. RefSeq names its product protachykinin-1. The record is from RefSeq and is a predicted model, not a curated record. NCBI's taxonomy places the organism in Eukaryota, Metazoa, Chordata, Amphibia, Anura, Pipidae. The transcript has 10 exons. The coding region runs from base 126 to 950 and encodes 274 amino acids.